Messenger RNA from Pseudo-nitzschia multistriata, 2878 nucleotides. The record is from the annotation of a GenBank genome assembly. NCBI's taxonomy places the organism in Eukaryota, Bacillariophyta, Bacillariophyceae, Bacillariales, Bacillariaceae.
AUAAAAUUUAGUGGCAUGAUUUUGAAUUUGAACGAGGAUGCGAUGCGAUGCGGUAUGUACCGUACUUGGUACGCUACGUAGUCGUACGUUCUUCGAUUUGUGCGUGUGCCGUAGUAGAACACAGAUCGAAAGCGGAAGAGAAGGAACAAGAGCACCGGCAAGGCGAAUCAAAGCAAAGGAAAGCAAAGCAAACGAAAGCAAAGCCGGGAUGGUGUGCCGAACGAAGCGGCAGUGGCAGCUGCUGUGCCUUGCCGGUGUGGCCUCGAGCGCCUGGUUUCAUUCCCGAACCAUCUCUUCCCUCUAUGUUCGCUACGGCUGUGGCGAUGUGGACGGCGAUGCGGAUGCCUAUGGCUAUUUGCAGAGAGAUGUGCAGAGAGAUGUGCAGAAAGAUGUGCAUACAGAUGUGCAGAAAGACGUGCAGAAAGACGUGCACCAAAACUACCCGAGAAUCCCCACGCAGGAGCUCCAAGACUACUACGAGGCACUCCGGGCCGUUUCGCUGGAGGACUAUCGAUUCGGUUUGGAGCAGCGGCGGAAGCAAGGGGGCAGCGGGAAGGAUGGCAACGAACACGAACACGAACACGAGCACAGCAACCAAAACGUACACAGCAACCAAGACAACAACCUUUCCGGAAGGGACAACCUUCUCCUGUACCACGGCUUCAUGGGCCUCGGGCACCGCCUCGGGAGGCAGGCAGCCGCCUUUCACCACGCCUCCACCUCCCAAAGGGUCCGGUCCCCCCGGCUCUGGGUCCAGUGGGACCGCACCGACCAAUCGGACACCUGCGGGAACCCCACCGACGGUGCAAACCACAACCAAAACGCCACGGACGAUCAAGGUGCCCCACUCCCGGACCUCUUCGAGUACCUUUUCGGAGUGGGUCCGAUGGUGGUGGACGCCGGGUCUGAACAUGGCCACGGACCUGCUCGGCACACGAAACGCAGUGCAGGAACAACCACAUCCACAAACACAGCAACCAACACAUUCACAUUCACAACCACAUCCACUACCACACACACAACAAACACACCCAUAUCCACAAACACAACAACAACAACAACAACAACAACAACACCCACCACCAUGCUGCGAGAGGUCCGGAACGAGCUCGACUCCAGGCUCCGAGCGGAACUGGACCGCGCAAAUGCCACGCUCGAAGCGGCGGGCCGGGGACGCAACGAAACAAACGCGUCGUCCUCGUCGUCGUUGCCACGGCUCUUGCCCCUGGAACGCGAUUCCUUUUCCGCGUCUUCCUCGAGGCUCUUCCGGAACGACGUGGGCGGGUAUUCCUAUCGCUGCCUAAGGGAGCGCCUCGCGAAUGCUUCCGCCGUGUUUGACGACCGGGCCGCCAGGGAGACCCUUGCCUCGCACUAUUCCUUCUACCAACAGCUGGCCGCCCUGUUUCGGUUCCGAACCGGCGUCGAGGACUUUGCGGUUUCCCACGCCUUUUCGGAACGGACCGUGGUGGGGGUCCACGUCCGCACCGGGAACGGGGAAAAGGGGGACUUUGCCCGCAAGGGCCGUUCCAUCCUGGACCCGGUGGCCGAGACCGAGCACGAUGGAAAGGACCAAGAAGAAGACGAAGACAACGAUCAGGACCAUGAUCAGGACCAUGAUGCCGACGAAAGCGCGGGCAAAGACCCGAUGGAGGAGUGGCUGGGGAACCUGUCUAGGACGGUGCAACGGUUGAUCCAGCUGAAAGAGCAGCACCAGCGACGACGACGACGACAACAACCACAACCACACGGCCCCGCUGCCAAUGCCGCUGCCGAUUCCCUCCCGCCGCUCGUCUUUGUAGCGACCGACGAUCCCCUGCUGGUACGCAAGCUCUCGGACGCCGUUGCCGCUCUGGACACCACCACCACUACAGAGAAACAGGCGCGGACACGGAAACAGAAACGGCCCGUGGUCGUCUCCUUUUCGCACAAGGCCCUCCUGCCCCCCGGGGGGGGCGUCUCCUUCGGGGCGACCUCCCUCGACCGGGCUGCCUGCCUCGAGGGAUGGGUCGGCCAGGUCUCGGACGCUCUGCUCCUGGGGGCCGCCGACGCCCUGGUGGCCGCGAGGUACUCCUCCUUCACCCAGGCCCUGCCGCUGGCCAUGGUGCUGGGGGAGAGCCUCCGGAACCACGAACCGGGGGAGACCAACACCGGUGGUGGCAGCGACAGCAACAGCAACACCGGACACACCAGGUUUGCCAACCGCCUGUUCUGCGAGGUCAACAAGCCCGCCGACGGGAUGCGCUGCUACGACGACUACACGGACUGGCUCUUCGGAGAGCGCGAGCUUUACGUUUCGGCACACACGCCACAAGGGGAAGCAGAAGAAUCACUGGUGUGGAACCCCUCCGUCGAGGCAGGGGUGCUCUACCAGAAGCAGGUCUUUCUGCGCUGCCAGGACGAGGAAACCGUGGAGGAACACCGGAGGAACAAGAUCGCCCUUCUCGCCGCCGCCGGGGGCGAUCGCAAGCGGGCCAAGAAGUGGUCCAAGGACCGUCGCCACCGGGAAGCCACCGCCAACGAGCCAAGGGCCGAAACAGAAAAAGAAAGGCGACGACGAAAACGAAAAAAAAAGUAAACGAUACAAACGGCGACGAAACAGGAACCGACCGAGAAAGACCCAACGAGCCGAGCCAACCAGCAGCGAAGGAGAAAAAGUCCUGCAACGCAAGCACAGCAGGGAUCAACACGGUGCCCGUCCAACAAAACAAGACAAGAGAAUGGCAAACCCCAACGACACAACCGAAAGAACCCGUACGAUGCAAGCGAAGCAACAACAGACCAUCGGCUGCGAACAGAAGAAGACGAAGACGAAAACAAAGAAGAAAGGCGAGUCCUGCAGAGCGGUCCGUCCGAGUCCGAAUCAACCAACGCGCAAUUC